Molecule: messenger RNA, 3439 nt
Organism: Lactuca saligna
Lineage: Eukaryota; Viridiplantae; Streptophyta; Magnoliopsida; Asterales; Asteraceae
Source: the annotation of a GenBank genome assembly
CAAUCAUGAUGUCUUCUUUGUCCCACGGAACCUCUGCCCUCCCUCUCUCUCCCGUUUUCAUGAACCUAUUUCUGAUCCUCAUCUUCCCCCCUUCUUUCUUCCUACAUUUACAUCAUCUGCCAUCCACGUCAAUUGCUUUUUCACUACCCAAAUGGCAAGUUUGUAAUUAAAGGAUAAUUUUUGGGCUAUCUACAAUAGGGAUGGAGGGAAGCAUGGGAGGUGGGGUGGGUGGUAUGGCAAAAGACGCAAAGAGAUUCAAAAAAUAUAUUCUUGAAAUCAAGAUUGAUACAGUAGACGGACAACAGCUAAAGCAGCCAGACAGCAAAUGAAGUAACAACAAAUCCAAACAGUCUAUCUUUUUAGUUUACCCCACUUCACUUUCCUCUUUUCAGACUAGGGUUUCUUAAAAACUCCUGAAAAUUCCCUUUCAAAGAAUCUCUUUCCCCAAAGAUCUUCCAUUUACUCCCAUACCCUCAUCAUUUUUGCCGUAGAAAAUGAAAUCUUCACGUGUUCAUAUGCUUAGCAAGUAAAAUAUUCAAGAAAUCAACAUGUUUCAGAGGUUAGGGACGAUCAGAGCUAGCUAGAGAGCGAUGCAGAUCGUUGUGUGUUUAGUUUGUUCUUUCGGGUUUGAAAGCAUCAGAAUCAAAAGCUCAGAAAAGGGUGUGAUUGCGAAGAAAAAGAAGAAGGGUUAAGCGAAAUACUUUUUAUUGAUCCUGUGAACGUAGUCCAUCACAACGAAAGGGUUUUAAGUUAUUAUUUUGACUUGUUCUAAGUGAAAAAAGCUUGCGAUUUUUGUUUAGUUGAAAUUAUCAAGUGCGAGUGAUGAUGUCGAUGUCCUGCAAGGAUGGUAAUGGAGCGAUGAUGGAUAACGGAAAAUAUGUUCGCUACACACCGGAGCAGGUUGAAGCACUCGAACGACUCUACCAUGAAUGUCCAAAACCGAGUUCUCUUCGUCGUCAGCAACUCAUUCGUGAAUGCCCGAUUCUCUCUAACAUCGAACCCAAACAAAUCAAAGUUUGGUUCCAGAAUCGAAGAUGUAGGGAAAAACAAAGGAAAGAAGCUUCACGCCUUCAAACUGUGAAUCGAAAGCUGUCUGCCAUGAACAAGCUUUUAAUGGAAGAGAAUGAUAGAUUGCAGAAACAAGUGUCACACCUUGUGUAUGAGAAUGGCUGCUUCCGUCAGCACACUCAAAAUACUACACUUGCUACUAAAGACACUAGUUGUGAAUCGGUUGUGACUAAUGGUCAACACCGAUUGACCCCCAAGCACCCACCACGGGAUGCUAGUCCUGCAGGACUUUUGUCCAUUGCAGAAGAAACUUUAACAGAGUUUCUUUCGAAGGCAACUGGAACCGCAAUUGAGUGGGUCCAGAUGCCCGGAAUGAAGCCUGGUCCGGAUUCCAUUGGAAUCGUUGCUAUUUCUCAUGGUUGCACUGGCGUGGCAGCACGAGCGUGUGGCUUGGUUGCUCUCGAGCCAUCAAGGGUUGUGGAAAUCCUCAAGGAUCGCCCCUCAUGGUAUCGUGAUUGCCGAGCUGUUGAUACUCUCAAUGUGCUACCAACCGCUAAUGGUGGAACCAUCGAGCUUUUAUACAUGCAGCUUUAUGCUCCUACAACUUUGGCUACGGCUCGUGACUUCUUGUUGUUGCGCUAUACUUCUGUUACAGAAGAUGGCAGUUUAGUGAUUUGUGAAAGAUCGCUAAAUAACACGCAAAAUGGUCCGAGCAUACCGUCAGUCCCAAAUUUUGUGCGAGCCGAAAUGCUGGCUAGCGGGUACCUCAUUAGACCAUGUGAAGGUGGUGGUUCCAUCAUUCACAUUGUUGAUCAUAUGAAUUUAGAGGCGUGGAGUGUACCCGAAGUCUUGCGUCCAUUAUACGAAUCUUCAACCGUGCUUGCUCAAAAAACAACAAUGAUGGCAUUACGCCAGCUAAGGCAAAUAUCUCUUGAAGUUUCACAAUCGGGUGCCUCUAACUGGGGCAGACGACCGGCAGCAUUAAGGGCACUUAGCCAGAGGUUAAGCAGAGGUUUCAAUGAAGCUCUAAACGGGUUUACAGAUGAAGGCUGGUCAUUAAUUGCUAAUGAUGGGGUCGAUGAUGUCACCAUUCAAGUCAAUUCUUCACCCGAAAAACUUAUGGGAUUAAAUCUACCUUUUGCAAACGGAUACCCACCCGUUACAAAUUCUGUCUUGUGUGCAAAGGCAUCAAUGCUUUUACAGAAUGUUCCACCAGCUCUUCUACUUAGGUUUUUGAGAGAGCACAGAUCGGAAUGGGCAGAUAACAAUUUUGAUGCUUACUCGGCUGCAUCAGUUAAACUCGGUCCGUGUAGUUUUGCUGGGUCCCGGGUUGGUAAUUUUGGGGGUCAGGUGAUUCUUCCACUUGCUCACACGAUUGAGCAUGAAGAGUUGUUGGAGGUUAUUAAGAUGGAGGGAAUUGGGCAUUGUCCUGAAGAUGCUUUAAUGCCGAGAGACAUGUUUCUCCUACAAUUAUGCAAUGGAAUGGAUGAGAAUGCAGUUGGCAUGAGUGCGGAACUCAUAUUUGCUCCAAUAGACGCUUCUUUUGCUGACGAUGCGCCUCUUUUACCCUCUGGUUUUCGUAUCAUUCCUCUCGAUCCAAUCAAGGACACUUCCACUCCCAAUCGUACCCUCGAUCUUGCUUCUGCUCUCGAAAUCAGAGGAUCCGGGCCUAAAAUUUCAAAUGAUCGUAACAUUGCUAGUGGCAAUUCAAGAUCCCUGAUGACAAUGGCGUUUGAAUUCGCAUUCGAAAGCCACAUGCAAGAAAACGUGGCGGCAAUUGCGCGCCAAUAUGUUCGCGGCAUUAUAUCAUCGGUUCAAAGGGUCGCGUCAGCCCUAUCUCCUAAUAUGGGCCCCAAUGUUGGGCUUCAGUUUGGCGCCCCUGAAGCACAUGUUCUAGCUCGAUGGAUUUGCCGUAGCUACAGUUGCUAUUUGGGUGUGGAGCUUCUUAAGUGUGUAGGUGAAGGAAGCGAAUACAUCCUGAAAUCACUCUGGAACCACCCGGAUGCCAUCAUGUGCUGCUCUCUUAAGGCAAUGCCUGUAUUCACAUUUGCAAACCAAGCGGGAUUCGAUAUGCUCGAGACAACACUAGUUGCACUUCAAGACAUCAGUUUGGAAAAAGUUCUUGAUGAGCAUGGGCGAAAAGGUCUUUUUGCGGAGUUUGCACAGAUAAUGCAACAGGGGUUUGCGUGUCUUCAAGGGGGCGUGUGUUCAUCAAGCAUGGGGAGACCGGUUUCUUAUGAGAGAGCGGUGGCAUGGAAAGUGUUGAAUGAAGAAGAAAGCGCUCACUGCAUUUGCUUUAAGUUCAUUAAUUGGUCGUUUAUUUAACGUUGUAGGUGUUUUGGUUAAAAACUCUUGACAGUUUGUCAGACUGGUGGAUUAUUGUCUUUUGAAAUGUUUUGAAGGUAACUAGUGCUUAUGUAUCACAUUGUAC